GUGACACUUCAUCCAAUCAGACGUGAAGCUGGCCCGAGACGUGGAGCCAUGCUGCGUACCGAAGUGCCCCGGCUUCCCCGGUCCACAACCGCCAUUGUCUGGUCGUGCCAUCUAAUGGCCACUGCCUCCGCCAUGGCUGGACCUUCCUCUGAGACGACCUCUGAGGAACAGCUGAUCACCCAGGAGCCCAAAGAGGCCAACUCCACUACGUCCCAGAAGCAGAGCAAGCAGAGGAAGCGAGGGCGCCAUGGGCCCCGCAGGUGCCACUCCAACUGCCGCGGGGACAGCUUCGCCACCUAUUUCCGCCGGGUGCUGAAGCAGGUUCACCAGGGCCUCAGCCUUUCCCGGGAGGCCGUGAGUGUCAUGGAUUCUUUGGUUCAUGACAUAUUGGACCGCAUCGCCACCGAGGCUGGUCACCUGGCCCGCUCCACCAAGCGCCAGACCAUCACUGCCUGGGAGACCCGGAUGGCUGUGCGCCUGCUGCUGCCGGGGCAGAUGGGCAAGCUCGCCGAGUCCGAAGGCACGAAGGCUGUCCUCAGAACUUCACUGUAUGCCAUACAGCAACAGAGAAAGUGAAUACGCUGAUACAAGAAGCAAGAAUAUUAGAAAAAUGUCAUGAAAAUAGUUGAAGAGAAAUGCUCACUGCACAAGGAGACCAAGAAAAACCCCCCACGAAAUCAGCCACAACUAAAUCGCUCUGGACGGUGCCGCCAGGUGACCCUACAUGUCCGGAGCAACACUUUGAAAACCAAAGACGCUUGGCAGAACCCUGUUCCUUUCCAGAGACAGAGCUGUGUACCUUGUCUAAAACACCGCAUCUCACUCAGUGACUUAUUUCUCAUUAUGCUAAUUGUUUUCGCUUUAAAGCGCCAGUCUUUCUGUCAAAUGGGACAUACAAAUAAAUUUCUAAAAUUA
Molecule: messenger RNA, 915 nt
Organism: Homo sapiens (human)
Lineage: Eukaryota; Metazoa; Chordata; Mammalia; Primates; Hominidae
Gene: H2BW1
Product: H2B.W histone 1
Exons: 3
Coding region: 133-576 (147 amino acids)
Cellular component (GO): nucleus; chromosome; chromosome, telomeric region
Molecular function (GO): structural constituent of chromatin; DNA binding; protein heterodimerization activity
Source: RefSeq, marked reviewed